CCGGGGUUGGAUGGGUGGGUCGAUUAAAUCGAUGCAAUUAUAUGCAAAUCUGUCAAAACUCGUCAAAUGCGGCCUUCCUUGGUGUACUACACACAUUACUCGAUACUACAUGCAAGGGGCCAGCGGGCGUUGGCAGUUACUCCACCAUGCAGCAUGCCGGAUAGUGUGGCACCAAAUGCUGACGGGAUGAUGGGUGGCAUCGAAUGUGGAAUGUAUAAAGUAAGCGAUCUACCAACGUUUGGCCAUCAGUUUGUCUCUAGCCAGUGAUAAGAGCAGUGACUAGCAGCUAGUUUUUUGUUGUGAGAAGUUUGUGCAUGUGCAAAAUGGUCGAAAUGAGCUACCUGAGGAUAUUUUUGGCCCUGCUCGUCUUUGGCUGCAUUGCCGUGAUUGAUGGGGAGGAGAAUGUCGUAGGACAAGGCGAGAAUGUAUCAGGUGUAACCUCACCAGUCGGUCAGCAAUCGAUCGAGCCUAGUUCUUCGUCUUCAUCGGAUGCAGUUGUAGUUGGUGCACAGGGUGGUGACAAGAAGAAUGCUAAGCGCCAUCUUUCGUUCGGCUUUGGACAUGGGUAUGGUGGAGGCGUUGGAUUUUCGGCCGGUGCUGGAUACGGAUCGGGCGUUGGCGUAGGCUACGGUUCGGGUGUUGGGCUGGGCUAUGGAUCGGGCAUCGGCUAUGAUGGUUAUGGUACAGGGUACGGAAGCUAUGGUUAUGGUGCAGGCUAUGGAGGUAGAUUCCGCGGUUAUGCAGGUUACGGCGGUUAUGGUGCUAGCUAUGGUUCUGGUUACGGUGCUAGUUAUGGUUCUGGUUACGGUGGAUACGGAGCGGAUGGAUUCCACGGAUUCCAUGCACACUAUUCGAAGCCGAUCGUAACUGCCACCAUUAAGGAACACAUCCCCAUCGCCAUUCCGAAACCGUUUCCAGUGUUUGUGAAGAAAACCGUCCCAGUGCCGGUACCGAUCCACAAGCCGGUACCAUAUCCGGUGAUAGUGAAGAAAACGGUUCCGGUUCCGAUUGUUGUAUCACACCCAGUACCAGUACCGAUCACGAAGCACGUGCCCGUACCCGUCCCACAGCCUUAUCCGGUGUCCGUUCCGCAUCCCGUUCCGGUGAAGGUACCGACACCGGUGGUCGUAACCAAGCCCGUAGUCGCUUACUCGCCGCUAGUAAGCUCACCCGCUAUAGUCAGUACACCGAUCGUGAGUACACCGAUCGUCAGCACGCCAAUUGUCAGCACGCCGAUUGUUACCAGUGCCGGGCACAUUUCCGUCAGCGAUCAUGGCUUACACCAGACGCACCAUUCACACAGUCAUUAUGCGGCGGGCAGUGGAGCAUACAAGGCGUACACUUCCGGUACGGCUGGUCUGUACACGGGCAGUACCGGUCAGCACUAUGGUUCCAGCGGCCAUUUUGGAGGGCAUCACUACGGAAGUGCAGGGUUAUCCGGAGCUCACUAUGGUACCGCGGCGUACGGUGGAUUGGGACAUUAUGGUGCGCACUAUGGAGCCGGUGCUGGUCACUAUUCGGGCCAUCUAAGCGCUGGAGUCCUGUGCAACCAUUAGUAAAAUACCUUCAGCCAGCUCUCGCAUAUGGCACAAUGUAGUUAUAAUUCGUUUAAUGCUCUAAAUAAGCCUAAUGCUCAGGAGUUUUCAACUUCGAAUGUUUUAAUAACUCGCACAAGUCUGUCACAGCAGUUAGUAUAUAGAACAGUUUUCAAUAAAUAAAGUAAUUUGUUACAAAUAAUA
This is a messenger RNA of Anopheles funestus (African malaria mosquito), 1739 nucleotides long. RefSeq lists its product as uncharacterized. The transcript has 2 exons. NCBI's taxonomy places the organism in Eukaryota, Metazoa, Arthropoda, Insecta, Diptera, Culicidae. The record is from RefSeq and is a predicted model, not a curated record. Bases 315 to 1556 code for a protein of 413 amino acids.